AGAAUGCGUUUGUAUUUACUAUAUAAUGAAUUUUAUUAUUAUUCUGAUCUUCAUACAGUGUACAGAAAAUGUUAUUUGCUUUUAUUUAAAUUCAAGUCUUAACGGAUCUCUUGGUUGUACAUCAAGUUCUCAAAACCGUCACAAACGUGCACCCUCAGAAUACACUAGAUGGCGAGCAGAUUUCGAACCAACAGAAGAGUUUAUCGUGAAAGUCUUCGAAGAAGAUUCACCUGCGCGUAAUUCCCAAGUAGCUCCUGUUGAUAUUGGCAAUGAUAGACCUGUAAAUAAUGUGAAACGUCCAUUUCGUGGUGGAGGAGGUCCAGAUGAUGCAGAAAGUGCAGAAAUUGGAAUUGAUCCUAACACUGACUUGAUAAUAAAUCCAUUUUCAAAAUCAAAACUUGAUGAUAGCGACAAUGCACUUGUACCCGUAUAUUCAAAUAAUAAAAUAAUUUCACAAAAAACGUUUAAAGGUAAAGACACAAAAUAUCCGAAGGUAAAAUAUAUGUCAGUACAAAACGAGAACCAGGACGCACUGUUGGGUUCUGGGUUUUUGUCUAAAUUGGAUUCACCUGUGCAACAGUUCGCCCCAAUAGAACAAGAUUUAACUCGAGAACACAUAUCACCUUUAUUGCAAAUGAAACCCUUGAACUCGGAUCUAAAUUUUGUACCUCAACCAAACGCAAAAGCAACUCGAACGACGCCCAAAUCUGACAUCGUAUACCCUAUGCGAACUUUUAACACAGAAAAGGUUAUACCAAUACGGACUUCAGUAACGGAUAAAUAUCCUUUACGUAAUAUCGUACCAGACAAUUUCAGUCCCAUUCGUACUUCAACAACAGAAAGUUAUUCUUUACCUAAUAUCGUAACAGACGAUUAUAGUCCUUUUGAGUAUAUUCAUCCAUUCCGCACAACACUGGCCGUAAAACCUUUACGUAAAUUGAAGAAAUUAUUCAAUAUGAGAACUGGUACAGACGAAUCAAUCCCUACUAAAGAAACAGUUACUUUUAAAGACGCCGAUGAAGACGAAGACGAUGAGAGUAUAGUGAUAGACACUAAUAACAAAAAAGAAAAGAAAAUUAUAGAAACUGAUUUAGCGAAAGAAAUGGAAUGUGAAGAAAUAGAAUUGGACGCUACGGAAGCGUCGACUGAAAAUUCUACAGUUGUAGAAAAUAAACUUGUCAGUGGCAUCACACGAAAUACAACACUUUCAGAGUUCACAAAGCAAGGAAAUUCACGCCGACACAAAACGACUUGCACUGUGAUAAAGAAUAGAGAAUUUGAUGGUUCGCCGCGUACACUCCAUGAGAUAGUCGUACAAUUAAAGACAUGGGGUGAAAAUAGUCCUGUUGCCAAAUGGAUUGAUAUCACCAAUGGGAAUUACACAACGAUGGAAAAUCCAAUCUAUAUGAUGAUAGUUGAUGACCUCAGUAAAGGACAGAUUGCUUCUGCCAAAGAAACUGUGUUGAUCGUAGCAGGAAUACGUGGAAAAGACCAUUAUGCAGUGUCGGCAGCCAUGAGCUUAUUGCAAAAAUUGAUUGAGAAAAGCGAGAGUCAUUCUGACCUGCAUCUGAAGUACAGGUUUUGGAUAAUUCCCGUGCUGAAUCCUGAUGGUUACGAUUACUCCAUGACUUUUCCACUGCGACGCCACUGGUUCAAGAAUUUACGGCAAACUUGGAACACCGGUAAAGACGAAGCCCAAGGCUGUCAAGGGCUUGGUAUCAGUUGCACGAUACAGACCUGCUAUGGCGUCAAUUUGGACAGAAAUUUUGAAUAUCAAUGGAUACCACCCAAGGAGCUCGAAGCGGAGCACCCCUGCGGGCCGCUAUACGCGGGCCCGCGGCAGCUCAGCGAGGUGGAAACACGAGCGCUCACACAGUACCUGGACAAGAAGCACAUACACACCUUCAUCGCGUACAAAGAAGGUGAUGUACUGGGUGUUCUAUAUCCGUACUCCCAUACAAAGAAGAAGCGGCCUUUAGAUAAUUUUUAUAGAGUUCGGGCCCUGCGCGCCGCAACCGCCGCGUCUGUAGCGGGCGGUCGAGCUUAUGUGUAUGGCCAGACGUCUGAAUACCUACCAUUGUACGCGGGUGGUAUAGAGGACUGGGUGGACGGCCAUCUCGGCAUAGACAACACGUACUCCAUCAUGGUGAUGACGAAGACUGAUGAUAAGGAGGAUAAGGCUCUCAUCGAGCGGGUAACAAACGAAGCGUUCGCGGCUACUCACGCGCUGUUGUUUCCCUCUGACUACGACCAGAAUCACUUGCCCCUUGCGAUAAGGAGCAGAAACGGAGGAACAAAAAUAUCAACGGAAUUUGUCGUUUUUGUUACUUUCGUCAUUUUGGGUAAUGGAUAGUAUAUGUCGUUGAAAUUAUCGAGAAAUUAAUUUGUAUUUAAGAUACAA
Messenger RNA from Aricia agestis (brown argus), 2401 nucleotides. RefSeq lists its product as uncharacterized. Bases 26 to 2353 code for a protein of 775 amino acids. The transcript has 12 exons. The record is from RefSeq and is a predicted model, not a curated record. Gene Ontology annotation, molecular function: zinc ion binding; metallocarboxypeptidase activity. Gene Ontology annotation, biological process: proteolysis. Lineage: Eukaryota; Metazoa; Arthropoda; Insecta; Lepidoptera; Lycaenidae.